This is a messenger RNA of Onthophagus taurus, 3350 nucleotides long. RefSeq names its product zinc finger protein 569. Lineage: Eukaryota; Metazoa; Arthropoda; Insecta; Coleoptera; Scarabaeidae. The record is from RefSeq and is a predicted model, not a curated record.
GGAAGUAGGUUAGUUUUUUGGCGGCCGUUAGAGGUUAUUUAUCGCUUAACCUAUUUGUGCCCUAAAAAAUAUCAUUAUUUAAAAUUUGUGCUCGGUAAUGAAACGGCGAAACGAUGAAAACGAUCGAACGAACCGAUUUUUAAAUCGCUUACCUUAAAGUGUCAAGUAAAAAAAGUCCGCCUUCGACUGUGUGACACUUAGCGCAGCCAUUUGCUGAACGUCGCAAAGGUCUAGACGCUUAUCUUUCACGAAUAUUGGUUAGGUUUUAAGUUUAUUCUAUGUUUAUCGGGAAAAUGACGAGUUCUUUAUAACGCAAUGGAAGAAGGUUUUGCAUUAGAUUGGGGCGACGCUGUCGUCCAAGAAGAGGAAGUAAUAUGCGGUAUGGAAAACGAACCCAUGGAAAACAUCCUCCCGACAGAAACGCCCGAAUUCGCGGACGUUUGCGAAGAAGUAAUUGUCCAAGAAAGCGCCAACGAAGAAGAAAUAGUAAAUGAAGAAAUCGUGAAUGAUAACGUCGUGUACAUCAGCGAUAAUAACAUCCUGGUGAUGCAGCAAGGUAACGAAGCCCCAUUUAUUGAUUGCCAAGUUGGAGAAGAGGUGGUCGCAGAUGAAUGGUCGGAAGCGUGCCCGGAAAUAGUUGUUGGGGGCGAAGAAAAUGUGGUUGGAGAAGGUGACGAUGUCCAAGAAGACAUGUCGAUUCCCUUGCCUCUUGAUCAGGAUCAAUACACGGCAGCCAGACCAUACCCAUGCGACUUUUGCAGCAGGAGGUUUCGAAAAAAAGCAAAUUUAAUGAAUCACAUGGUUUCUCACCAAACCGAUCGGCCGCACGGUUGCAAUUUAUGCGGGGUAAGAUACAUACGCAAGUGUGAUUUGAUGAACCAUCUCAAAAUUCACGCUUACGUACCGGAAAAUGUUGAAAACGUCGAUGAAGAAACCCCCGACGAGUCGGAUUAUGAAAAACAAAAACGGCCAAAGCCGUUUUUGAAAAAACGAAAAAAACCAAAAGUAAAAGAAGAAUUCGACGAUUCUCCCGAAGGAAAAGGAGCGUCAAGUUCGAGGAGUUACGAUUAUGUCGAUGAAGAUAUGAGGCUAAUGGAAGCCAUGGAAGAAAAUGUUAAAUCGGACUACGUCGAUUAUUUACCUCAAGAAAACCAUCCGGUUACCGAGCCGAGAUAUCCAAUAAGCGAUCCGCGAAAACCGUUCGUUUGCCAACAUUGCGGAGUUGGAUUUGCAAGGGAAAAAGCGUUAGCGUCUCACGCUAGGGUUCACGCCGGAGACAGUCCUUUUGAGUGCCAAAAAUGCGGGGAAAUGUUUUGGGACGCCGCGUUAAUGAGGGAACAUUUAAGAAAUAAACACGGAGAUAUCGAAGAAGGCUUCGAAGAUGAAGACGAUGAAUAUUCGGAAGAAGACACAAAAUACGGCGAAUUUUUCUGCCAAACUUGCGGCGUAACAUUUCAUCGCAUCGAGUUGUUACGGCGACAUCAAAAAAUGCAUAUUAAAGAAGAAUUUAUUAACGAACCGGAUUACGGUCACGUUUGUAAUGUUUGUGGUGAAUCUUUCACCGGAGCUUUAGAUUUAUUAGCUCACGCAGAGGUACACGCUAGAAAUACGGAUCAUCGUUGUAUGAUUUGCGGGGAAGUUUGCGCCGACGAUCAAUCUGUAGCGAUUCAUGUGCAAGCUAAACAUGGAAAAAAUCUACCUCCAAAUUCAUGUUUACAGUGCGGGCGAAUUUGUAAGGAUAAGAAAACGUUGGUUAGACACUCUUUGGAGCAUACGAAAGAGAAGGUGCUUACAUGCGGGAAAUGCCCGAAAACGUUUCAUAACCGCGCAAGAUUAAAGCGCCAUAUGUUAUCGCAUCGAAAUAAAGUUGUUGCUUGCGAUGUUUGUGGGGAAGAAUUUCCUGAUGGGCGUUCGUUAAUGAAUCACCGCCACAGCCAUAGCAGCGUUUCCGGGCGGCAAUUUCCAUGUAAAGAAUGUGGGAAAACCUUCGGAUCGCGGAGUUCUCAACAAAUCCAUUUAAGGAUCCACACAGGUGAGCGUCCUUACGGUUGUAGGUAUUGUUGGAAAGCUUUCGCCGAUGGGGGAACUUUGCGAAAACACGAAAGAAUCCACACCGGCGAAAAACCUUACGCGUGCGCUGUAUGUCCCAGGGCUUUUAACCAACGUGUCGUAUUACGCGAACAUAUUCGUUCACACCAUUCUGGACCCGAUCCGAAUUACAGCCAUUCCGUGACCCCAUAUUGUUGCUCAGUAUGUUCCGAUAUGUUUGCAACAUCCCAAGAUUUAAUCGUACAUUUAAUCCAUCAUUGCGAUUUAAACACCGCAAUGAGGCGACAACCGCAAGUCGGCCCAAGAAAAUACAAAAGAAGACGUAAAUUAAAACCGCACGAAAUCGAAUUAAUGAAUCACAUGGAUAUGGACGAGGAGGACGACAAUCACGACGAAUUCACCGACGAAUCCGACGACGAAAACGACCGGCGUAAAAGGUCGAAAAAAAAGUCGCCCAAAUCGCCCAAUAAACAAUCAUCCUCCGUUCCUACCGGUUUCAACGAUGUUGUUAAUAGCUUUUCAACUACGAUUGAAAACAUUAGCAGUUUUGUUAAAAACAGUGGGAAAGCUAAAAAAAAAAUUAAAUUGGAGCAAUCUCUUCCAUCUCGCCCGAAAAUGAUACACACCCAAAAAACGAAAGUUGCCGUUGAAACAACCGAAGGGGGCAAGGUAAGGCAUAAAACGAAAACGUUAGUAACAAGAACGCAACCGACCGAAUUAAAAUCAGCUAUGGGGGAACGAAUUCGGCCGAGAACCAAAAACGUGUCGUACCACGUUUUAACUCCGGAUAAAUAUCCUUUGGCCACUUUCGACGAUACCGCUCAAGCUGUUAGUAAUUUGUUAGCUAGUGAAACGCAAAACAAUCAAAAUGGGUUGGAACAUUCACUGGAAAAUGCUACGGGUGUUGUUGAGCAGGAUAGGAAAAGAAAUAAUAGUCUCGAACCUGGUCGAUUGAUCAUUGGGCCUGGUACCAAAGUUAUCCGGAUCGUUAAAAGUGGAAUGAUCGUUAAGAAUAAACACAAGGACGAGAUGGAACCGGAUCAAAUCACUCCCGACAUUGACACAAUGGCGAUGCAUAUAAAACAAGAGGUGUCCGAUUCAACACCUUUACAUGAAUUGGCUGAGUUGUCUAUGCAACACGCGCAAAGCAUGUUUAAGUGUGAAAUGUGUAGUGAAGUGUUUACUGAUAGGGCACAGUUGUUGGUGCAUGUGCCAAUACACAUUUGAUCUUAAAAUGAAUGAAAAAAAAUAAGGAUUUUUAUUAUUAUUUUUUUUUUUUCAUAAACAUUUAGAAGAUUGUA